Molecule: messenger RNA, 828 nt
Organism: Eufriesea mexicana
Lineage: Eukaryota; Metazoa; Arthropoda; Insecta; Hymenoptera; Apidae
Product: cilia- and flagella-associated protein 97
Exons: 2
Coding region: 58-828 (256 amino acids)
Source: RefSeq, a predicted model, not a curated record
UGUAUUAUUAUUAGUUGUAUCUUUGCUAUUGAAACGUUUUACUGAUUACUAAUUUCCAUGUCAUGCUUAGAAGACACACAGUCGAAUUGUAGAUGUCAAUAUACGUUCACGUUAACGGACGAAAUGGUUCAUGAACAAAUUUCUGAAAUGAAAGAUAGCUUUAAUCAUGUACCCAGUAUUCAUGAAGUUGACGAAGAAGACACUGAUGAGGAAGAUACCUGUGAUCAAGAAUUGAAGACCCCCAAAGAUAUAGAACACACUGCAAACAUAAUAAAAGAUACCGUGGAUGAAGAUUCUAUUUACACUAAUGACUCCUUUUGUUCUGAUGAGUCUUGUGAUGUAUCUGAAGGAACUAAUGUUACUUCAAGAUCAAUUAAUGAUUCCCAUUUUUCCCCCCAAAUCACUAAUUGUAAGCAUAAUCAGGAGGAGAAUAAGGAUAAACAAGAAAAGUCUGAACAUAUAAUACAAAAUAAUGAAAUUACAAAUUCAGUUGGCUGUAGGAGUUCAAUAUCUGAGGAUGAUUCCAUAGGAAUUAAACAGAUAAGAAAUAGAAGAAAAAAUAUGAGUUUUACAGAUGAAGAAUUACGGAAAAUCGAAUGGGAAAAUCAAAUUCUCUUAAAGAAGAUAAUGGCACAACAAAAACCAAAAGAAAAGAUACUUCAUGAAAAUGUUCAACUACCCCGAAUAAGUAGUUCUGCAAUAAAUAGAAGAAAAUUACAGAAGAGAAUAGAAAAUGAAAAUAUAUUAUUGCUCCAAAGGAUACAACAAACUAAAUCACGUGUUAUGAACAACAUGACAAAACCUGGUUGUAGGCAGACAGUUUUAUAA